CUUCCUCGUCGAUCCUCUAAUCGGAGGCAAGGUAGCUGCUUUCAUCCACGCUUUACUGUCCGAUCGCUCUUUCAGGGUUCGACUGGGAUCGACGCUGAGCUCCACACGUCCUCAAAACCUCGGUCUACCUCAAGGCAGUACCCUGAGCCCCCUGCUCUUCAACCUCCUCAUGGCUGGACUCCCCAAGGCCCUACCAGCGACAACACCUGCUCGUGGACCAACGGCAAGGGCCCCUGGAAAGUGAGGGAGACCAUCCAAAAGGGCGUGGAUCCUACGACAGAAUACAUCCGUAGCCUCGGACACACCGUUAGCCGAAAAGACCAAGGUCAUGCUCGUUGGACCCAGGGCAAACUGGCGUAGCCUGCGCGAACCGAUCCUGAUGAAAAACACCACUGGAAUAUGUACGUGUCCACCGUUUUCUCGGAGUAACCUUGCAUUCCAGAUCUUCCUGGGCGCCACUCGUCAAGGACCUCCAGACCACAUGCAAGACAACCCUGAACGUGACCAAGCGACUCAGCGGACGGCACUCCGGCUGCCCCCAGAGGACUCUCCUGGCCAUCCACAACGCAACCACGGCCGCACGGAUCCUGUUUGGACUUCCCUACGCCAAGCCCAGCAGAACAGCGCCGGAAUCCCUGAAACUGCCCCACCAUCACGGAAUGAAGCUGGCUGUCGGACUCCCACCUGGGGCGCUGAACGUCGCCGUGUACGCCGAGGCUGCCGCUCUCCUCCUCCAACUUCGUGCCACCAAACACCUGCUGAACCAGCUCACCCGACUGAACAGGACAACAACCGGAAGGGCUCUACUGCAGCGUCUAAGGGACCAACAUCGGAGCCGUUUUUCGUGCACUCUUUUCACGCAAGACCAGCUGUUCCAGCCCAUCCCACCAGUCCCAAGCACGGAUGCUCCAUGGAGGCUCCUCGAGACCACCAUCCACGCAACAUUACCAGGCCUGCCACGGAAAAAGGAGAUACCAGACGCGGUGGCACAGUUCCUUGCCACCUUCAUGAGAGUGCACAAGAGAAGCUGCAUCACCUCCCGGCGUCCGGCCACUGCGUCUCACUACAGCGGAUCCCAUCCCACAAAGGCAUCCCCGCCAACGAGAUGGCAGACGCCCUGAGGAAGCAGGCCACAACCAUGACCCUGGUCCACAAGGCACCUCCCACCCAGUCAGGCUAAGAAGACCAUGGCCCUCCACGUGCGCAGUUUCCACCCGGACAAGCUCACUGCGGAAGGGAUAGCACCUCCACCCUGCAACACAGCUGUCCUAUCCAGGGACGAGGCUGCUGCUGAGGCUCCGAACGUACGGGCGUACGGCUUCACGAUCGCCCAGAUCGACCACCCACGCUGCGCACCUGCGGAGUCCAGGAGAGCGUUGCUCACCUAAUUACCCGCUGUAGAGAGACUGCUUCUUAGAGAGAACUUAUUUUGCAGAACCUGAUCAGCGCCCACAUCACCGACCACAGCCAGGUUAACCUGAUCUACCACAUGGCCCACGACACCAGCGCCGACGUAUACAGAGGGAGCUGCUGGAGUUCUUGAGCUCUACCGUCCUGGACACCCACCUGUAGCUGCCGUCGCCACCCUCCAGUCUUCUACAGCCUGACACUACCUAGGGCAGCUUAGGGCCCCCAGGAAAUGGCAAGAGCCACAAAGCCACCCUUGGCCCUCCGAGAUCUUUCAGGACCAGCUGCGGAAACCUCGGACCCUUCCCACCCACUCCAUCACCUUUCUCUCCUUUUUCUCUCACUUUCCUUCAUUCCCUCUCCCAUCCCUUUCCCAGCGGGUGAAACUUGCCGUCGGUUUUGAGAGGCAGACCUCUCUGUCUUCCUUUGUGCCA
Messenger RNA from Ornithodoros turicata, 1841 nucleotides. RefSeq lists its product as uncharacterized. Bases 329 to 1180 code for a protein of 283 amino acids. Lineage: Eukaryota; Metazoa; Arthropoda; Arachnida; Ixodida; Argasidae. The record is from RefSeq and is a predicted model, not a curated record. The transcript has 2 exons.